AUGCCAUGUCCUGUUUGUGCAACGUACUGGUUCGCCAUCGGAGAGAUGUGUCGUUGCUUGUGGAUCAUUUUGACCAACACAAAACGUCGCAGAAAUCUUCUCAGUGACACAGGAGCUGCGACUUGUGAUCACCCGAGCGAUAACGAGUCAUACAGCCUCAUUCCUUCUCAUAGAGACUCUGACAUUUCCUUAAUCAGCUCAGGGAGACCGAUCGUUGAGCUCUCUGAUUCCACCCCUGAAUCUGGAAGGACUUCAAGAAUGCCAACGAGCUCAGAGCAAAGCAUUGGCUCACAUUGCUUGGGGGUCAAGUUCAGUGAUUCUGUCUUCCCUAGCGAUUCACCUGGUACAACAUCUUCCCAUUCAUCUGAAAGCUUGGAUGAUGUUGAAGCUGAAAUGAAGAGGCUGAAACUAGAGCUCAAACAAACUAUGGAGAUGUAUAGCCAAGCCUGCAGAGAAGCUUUAAUUGCUAGACAGGUGGAUAUGGAACUGCAAAAGCUGAGAACAGAAGAUGAAAGACGGUUGGAAGAAGCCAAGAGUUCAGUGGAGAGAGCUUAUGCUAAAGCUGAUUCUUAUUACUAG
This is a messenger RNA of Microthlaspi erraticum, 579 nucleotides long. The record is from the annotation of a GenBank genome assembly. Lineage: Eukaryota; Viridiplantae; Streptophyta; Magnoliopsida; Brassicales; Brassicaceae.